UGUCAUUCAUGGCGCCUAUCUCCUCGUCCUCGCGCGCCUUCCUCGUCCACAAAAAUUACCUGUCAUAACUGUCCACUACAAAUUAUGAAACAAUGCCCAAAAAAUCAGCCUGGAAUAUUUGAACACAAGAAAUUCCGCGGAAACUGGUGGUGGAAAAGUUUACUUGCUAACCGCUUUGAACUUGCACGGCCAUGGCUGCGGUGGCUUCCGGCGGAGGCGCGGCCGGCGUCGUACCGGUGAAACUCCCGACCCACAAACCCAGUUACAAGCUCCAAUCUUCGUUUCUGGGCAAAACUCAGCUCAAUCUCAUCAAACCCAGUUCGAGGAACAAAGGUAUCCCUAGUCCCAGGCGAGCAGGAGGAAGGAUCGGAGUUUUGGCGUCAGUGGGAGUAGAUGGGGGUAACGAAUUGGUUAGUUUGGUGCACAAUUUCUUUUUGGGAGUUGGGGUUGGGCUGCCCUGCACAGUGAUGGAAUGUGGGGAUAUCAUUUACAGAAGCACUCUGCCAAAAUCCAAUGCGCUGACCGUCACAGUUCCUGGCGUUGCUCUCGCUCUCAGCGUCGUGUCUUACCUUUGGGCCACCCCUGGCGUGGCUCCUGGCUUCUACGAUAUGUUUGUGCUCGCUUUCGUCGAGCGACUCUUCAGAGCCAGUUAUAAAAAGGAUGAUAUUGUUCUGGGGAAGAAGUUGGGGGAAGGAGCUUUUGGGGUGGUCUAUAAAGUUUCGGUGGAUAAGCCUUCUGCAAAGAAGAGGGGAGGUGACCUUGUGUUGAAAAAGGCAACUGAAUAUGGAGCAGUGGAAAUUUGGAUGAACGAAAGAGUUCGAAGAGCUUGUGCUAGCAGUUGUGCUGAAUAUUUGUAUGGAUUUCUUGAGAACUCUUCAAAGAAAGGCAGUGAAUAUUGGCUUCUGUGGAGGUUUGAAGGGGAGGCUACUCUCUAUGAUCUAAUGCAAAGCAGAGAGUUCCCCUACAAUGUUGAGACUUUGAUUCUAGGGGAGGUUCAGGAUUUGCCUAAAGGAAUAGAAAGGGAGAACAGAAUCAUUCAGACUGUGAUGAGACAGCUCUUAUUUGCCUUAGAUGGCCUUCACUCCACAGGGAUUGUGCACAGGGACAUAAAGCCACAGAAUAUAAUCUUCUCUGAAGGGUCGAAGACAUUCAAGAUCAUUGAUCUUGGGGCUGCUGCAGAUUUGAGAGUCGGGAUUAAUUAUAUUCCAAAUGAGUUUCUUUUGGAUCCUAGGUAUGCUGCUCCAGAGCAAUACAUCAUGAGCACACAAACUCCUUCUGCCCCAUCUGCUCCUGUAGCUACUGCACUGUCCCCAGUCCUAAGGCAGCUAAAUUUGCCUGAUAGAUUCGACAUCUACAGUACUGGUUUGAUGUUCCUACAAAUGGCGUUUCCAGGCCUAAGAACUGACAGCAACCUCAUACAAUUCAACCGUCAACUAAAGAGAUGUGACUAUGACUUGGUUGCAUGGAGGAAAAGUGCAGAACCCCGUGCAAGCCCAGAACUCAGGAAAGGGUUUGAGUUGCUCGAUUUAGAUGGCGGGAUAGGAUGGGAACUUCUAACCUCGAUGGUGAGAUACAAAGCACGACAGAGAAUAAGCGCCAAAGGGGCUUUAGCCCAUCCUUACUUUGACAAAGAAGGGCUAUUAGCUUUGUCAGUAAUGCAGAACCUGAGGUUGCAGCUCAUACGAGCCACACAGCAGGAUUAUGGUGAAGCUGCCAACUGGAUCAUUCAGCUCAUGGCAAAAUCUGGGACAGAGAAAGACGGCGGCUUCACUGAAGCCCAGCUUCUGGAACUGAGAGAAAGGCAAGAGCCUAGGAAGAAGGCAAAUGGACAAAGGAACGCGCUUGCAUCAGCUCUUAGGCUGCAGAGAAAGGUACUCAAGACGUUGAACGAGAGCAUGGAUGAACUGAACCAACGCAGGAAGAGCAUAUGGUGGAGCAGGUGGAUCCCAAAAGAGGAAUGAUCAUACUAGCCAAAUCCCUUCUUCUUUUUCUUCCUUGUGAAGUUUUAUCCUUAGUUUGUUUAUAUGUGUGGGUUCAGAGACUGAUGGUAUACAGUAGAAUUGAAUAUGAAAGAAAUUAGCUGGAAUCUUGUGAGAUGAAAGUUGGCAAUAACAUACCUGGAAUCUUUUGACCGCACGUGUAACCCUUGGCUUCAUCAGUUUCAAUGACAGUCAUCGGAAGUGAAGUUGAUGGAAGUGAAACAGCUACAAACGCAAAUCUUAAAUAAUCUCUUUCACAGUUCUCAACAAUCAUGUUGCUUCAGUGCUGUUUAACACGAUUGUCAGGAAAUUUCCUGGUUAUGUUCCUCAGGGUAGCUACCAAGACUGGCACGGGCUGCUUCUUUAUUUCUUUGGGCAAUGUCUCAAAACUCAUUUGGGUUGUGCACGGCUAGAAUUACUCAAUGAAAGCACGUUUGUGUUGUGUAGAAUUUGAUGAUGCGGAAGAACGAAAGAACACAGAACACAAGAUUUUACGUGGUAUCCUCGCUCAAUUGAUUGAUCGAGACUAAUUCACGAUGAGCUCAUAAGAGCUCACGGCUAAUCUCAUAUUAGGAUUACAUCUUGACGGCUUACUUACGACAAUCUCGUAGCUAAACUUAUAUAGAGAUAGACUAGGGUUAAACCCCUAAUGAGAAGAGUCGAGUACGGCCACAUAUCUGUACGUACUACAACUCGGACAAGGCCCAACAAGGCCCAAUACUAACACGGUUUAAGUAAUCGCAACACUCCCCCUCAAGCGAAGACAAGAAUGUCGAGUUUAAAGCAGUAAAAUGUGAAGAACAAGCAUGAUGGCUUGAACCACAAAACUCGAGACGAAUAACAUCUCGGACAAGGUUGAUUGGAGACGACUGACUCUCUCUGAACAACCUGACGAUGAAGACUAUUGAUUGCGUCUCUUGAACAUGAACACACUUGGUACAUCAUGAUCGACCUGAUGACCGAGUUAGUCGACCGACGUAGGUUGACCUCCUAUUUGUUGUGUAUACUAUGAAUUUGGCUAAGGGGAAAGCCGUAAUUAAGCGCAUCGCCUUAGGCCGCUCCACUACCUUUCUGAUGUGCCUUGGCGAGCGACAACAGCCGUUUGAUACAUGGCUAAGAAGUGCACUAACGGUAGAGAUGGAUCGAACGUAUGCUGACAGAGGGACUCCCUGGUUGUGCAACUUAAGUCUCCCGUAUACCCACGCAGUUAAGUUAGUAUCGCGCAGUACUUAUGAUAUGAUAUUGUUGGUUAAAGGCCGACGGGAUUAAUUGCUGUUUAAUUUGUCUGCGUUUGAAUACAAAGCCCUGAAAGGAGGGAGCCAAACAAGGAAAUUAAGCUGAUGCGAAGAAACGGGACUGACUGUG
Messenger RNA from Linum trigynum, 3344 nucleotides. NCBI's taxonomy places the organism in Eukaryota, Viridiplantae, Streptophyta, Magnoliopsida, Malpighiales, Linaceae. The record is from the annotation of a GenBank genome assembly.